GAAUGUUUCAUGGGCGAUGUUUUGGAAGUGAUAAGAUUUUUCUUUCGAGACUUUCGGGGAUUUUCCAUGCACGUAAAAGACACCCAUCGUGAGGUGAAAAGUGACCAUGUAUCGUCUCAAUUGGCAUCUUAAGUGCCUCAAGCAGCUGACGGGGUACGUCCGACCGGUCAAUAAUGCGGGAAUAUUGGGGUAUGCCACGAAGAAGAAUGCUGCGGAUGAUGUGACAGCCACAGCAGGGGAGAAAGUGGACAAAGGGCAGAAGAAUCAGGAUAAAUUGAAGCCCAAGAUUACCCUCCUUGGCCCAGAUAGUUCCACGACAAUUGUAACACUCGAGGAGGCACAGAAAAUCUCCAAGAGGCGCGAAAUGAAGCUCAUCAAGGUGAUGAACUUUGACACGAAAACCCAGAGACCCACUUACAGAUUGAUGACGAAUGCUGAAUUCAAGGAGGAGCAGCUGAAAUCCCACGUUGGCAGUGAUUCCGAUGAGAAAAAUGAACGGAGAGACCCCCCAAAGGGGGAGAAACUCCUUCAGGUGAACAAUAAAAUUGGCGAUCAUGACCUUCAGGCACGCAUAAAGAACGUCACAAAGUGGCUUUCAAAGAAUAAUCGUGUUGUUGUCGUUAUUUCCGGUGCUGGCGCCGAUGCCGCUUCCUCCGAGAAGAUUUUCCGGGAGAUUGAAAAUGCAACAAAAUCCGCUGGGAAAAUUGUCCAGAAACGUGGAAAGGGAAGUGAUAUUCGCUUCCAAAUUAAUCCUACCCCGUCUGCCAGGACGGAAGAUGACAUAAAGGCAGCUAAAAUUUCAUGACUAGCCCUUCUGAUGCUCAAAUACUCCAUUUGGUCCAUUAUUCUGUAUCAUUUCCUCAUCCGAUGAUGCGUCCAAUGAAGCCAGAAAAACAUUUUAUCCAUUUUAUUUUAUUAUCUCUAAACUAGAUUUGUUUUUUUUAUUAAAUUGUACAUUUUCUUUGGGGAAUAGCUCAGGAAAUUUCGAAAUAAUUCAAUAAAAUUGACUGAAAUUAAA
This is a messenger RNA of Lutzomyia longipalpis, 1018 nucleotides long. RefSeq lists its product as uncharacterized. Gene Ontology annotation, cellular component: mitochondrion. Lineage: Eukaryota; Metazoa; Arthropoda; Insecta; Diptera; Psychodidae. The transcript has 3 exons. Bases 107 to 805 code for a protein of 232 amino acids. Gene Ontology annotation, biological process: mitochondrial translational initiation; ribosome disassembly. Gene Ontology annotation, molecular function: ribosome binding; translation initiation factor activity. The record is from RefSeq and is a predicted model, not a curated record.